AUGGACCACUUACUCUCUUUUUCCAUGCAGCAAGACACUCUCACCAGUCUACCCACUUUCACAACUCCAGGAUCGCCUCCACUCGUCCCGGGAGAAAAGACUCCACGUCGUGCUUCAGUCUCUACCCAGACCGCCCGUUCUCCUUCUCCCCCACGCACGCCACCUAGUGAGGAACAGAAGCACGACAUCAAGGCCUACACCGUGUCCCAGGGUGAAUUUGAGUCUGAGAAGCACUUUUAUCCUCGCGUGCUCAAUGCACAGAUCCACCCUCUUGUCCAGUCUUUUUUUACUCUUGGAAAUGACCGUAUCAUCGCCCGAUACACACAUCUCAACCCUCAGGUCAACCCUGAUCUUCUGAAGCAAAUCCUGUCUUACCGUCCAACCCACUUUCAAUGGGCCGGCUCUGACCUUUUCAAUGUAACCACCUCGUCUGGACAGCGCCAGAUGAUCGUUAUCGAGACAAACUCCUGUCCGUCUGGCCAAAAGUCCAUGCCGCUCCUGUCCGAGACUGACGAACAUAAUGAACAGGGAGGCUAUAGGUUGGUUAUCGAAUCUGCAUUCCAAGAACAGCUUUCCAAGGCAGAUCCUUCUCUUGGUGGGUUGGCUGUGGUCUGUGAUAAAAACAUGAUGGAAGCAAGUGGGUACGCGGCUGUUUUGGCUGAUGUUGCCAAAGAACACGUCUGGAUUGCUGAAUGGCACGUUGAUGAUCCUGAUCCCAAUGUCAAAUGGGCCGAUCGUAUUCUAUAUAUCCGAGACCAGGACAAGGUCUGGCAUCCUAUCCGUGCAUGCUUCCGCUACCUCACCCAGAAGCCAUGGAACCGCUUUCCUUUGGUUACAAAGACAGUCGUGAUGAACCAAAUCAUCAGCUGUCUUGCAGGAGGACGCAAUAAGAUGAUGGCUGCCAGAGCUUAUGAUUUUUAUAACUCUGAGCUGGUGGAUUCUGGUCUCAGUAUCCGUACUCCAGAAACAAUCAACAAUGUUACUCGUGGUGAGAUUCCCCUAUGGCUGCAGUCUAUGGGAGGACAUGCUGUACUCAAGGUUCCUUAUUCUAAUGCUGGUCAAGGCGUAUAUACGAUCACCAACAAGCAUGAACUUGAGAACUUUCUCGACCAGGAUCACCAUUAUGACAAGUUUAUUGUACAGUCUUUGGUUGGAAAUGCUUCAUGGUCCAGUAUGUCACGUACUGGUCGUUUCUAUCAUGUCGGGACCAUUCCAAACAAGAAGAGCAAUACAUAUGUAAGCGAUCUUCGUAUGAUGGUUACAGGCAGUGAAAGCGGAUUCAGACCGAUCUGCAUAUACGGAAGAAAAGCCCGUCUUCCCCUGACUUCAAAGUUAGAGCCUGAUGCCAAUACUUGGGAUAUGCUUGGAACCAACCUAUCGGUCAAACUGCCAGAUGGUGGCUGGACCACAGACACAUCACGGCUAAUUUUAAUGGAUCGGAAAGAUUUCAAUCAGCUUGGUCUUGGUAUUGAUGAUUUGAUUGACGCAUACAUUCAAACUGUAUUGGCUGUCAUAGGCAUUGACAGAAUGGCGGUUCGACUGAUGGCCAACGGCAAGUUUGACUACCUGCUUUUCCAGAGUUUAAACCCAGAUAAUGCCCUUCUUAAAGAGAUCCGGGAAGCCAACGAAGACUUUUAGCCUAUAUUUUAUCUUUUUAUCUUUAUCUUUAUCUUUUUUUUUUUUAGUUUAUUCAUGGUUUCAUUUCAUUUACAUACAAGCACCACAAAAAUAUAUAUACAUAUAUAAAUACUUUACAUU
Molecule: messenger RNA, 1758 nt
Organism: Phycomyces blakesleeanus NRRL 1555(-)
Lineage: Eukaryota; Fungi; Mucoromycota; Mucoromycetes; Mucorales; Phycomycetaceae
Exons: 5
Coding region: 1-1638 (545 amino acids)
Source: RefSeq, a predicted model, not a curated record